Messenger RNA from Mandrillus leucophaeus (drill), 2698 nucleotides. RefSeq names its product coiled-coil domain containing 36 (gene IHO1). The transcript is spliced from 8 exons. The record is from RefSeq and is a predicted model, not a curated record. The coding region runs from base 86 to 1885 and encodes 599 amino acids. Lineage: Eukaryota; Metazoa; Chordata; Mammalia; Primates; Cercopithecidae. Gene Ontology annotation, cellular component: condensed nuclear chromosome. Gene Ontology annotation, biological process: meiotic DNA double-strand break formation; homologous chromosome pairing at meiosis; DNA recombination.
GCAGCUGGACGCGGCCACCUCGAAGCCACGUCAGGGCAGCCCCAGGUCGGGCGCGCGCCAGCAGCAAGAGGUAUAACUGUAAGAAAUGAAUUUUAAUGUCUGGAAUAUCAAAGAGAUGCUCAGUAUUCCUUCAGGCUCUGGGAACAAGAAGUUAUCCAACUGGAAUAAUAAUCAAAAUGAUUAUUCCAGUCUCAGCGAUUCCCAGUUCCUCUUUGGAUCUCAGUUCUGUCCAGAAAAUUCAGAAACCCUAUCAGCACCCUUGGACUUCGGUGCCCACUUGAGACAUUCAAAACAGUCACAACAGAAUUCUCUGGAGGGUGAACCUAGCAUUUUCACAAAGUACCAGACAAAGCCCCAGCUGUUUGGAGGAGAUAUAAAAGAUGGAGGUUUAUUUCCUCCUCCUUUGUCAGUUGGAAAAUCAAAAGGCCUCUUGGAACAGUUUGAGGAGAAAAAGAAAAGGGCAAAAGACAAAUAUGACAGUGAGACUCUAUACAACUUUGUUUCUAAUGUUAGAGAAAGCAUUCACAGGUUGCAGACGUCUGUGGAAAAGUCUGAGGAACAUCUCAGUUCAAGAAGCCAAUCUAUUUUGGAUUCUUUGGAGACUGUGGCCAAGACAUUACAAGAGACUGUGCAGGCCCAGAAUGACCUGGUGUUUGAGGCAGUCCAGGACAAAGGCAACAUGGAGCAGGCCAUCCUUGAGAUGAAGAAAAGAUCUGAAGCUAGACAAGCAGAGUUUAUAGAAAUGAAGUCCAACCUGAAGCACCUUGAAGUUUUAGUUGCUCAACAGAGUCAGGAAUUCCAGCAGCUGUGUGAGCAGCUAGGCCAGCUUAAUGUGCCCAGUGUCCUAGCAGAGCUGAAGAGAUUGAUCUCAGUGCCUCCAGUACCUGGGCAUGUAAAAGACAGCGCUUCUCAGACGUCGCCACCUUUGGCCCAGAGCCUCAAUCUCACCGGGCAGGAAAAAUACACCUUUGAGAAGCCAGUUUUAUGGCAGGCCCAGGCCCUCCCUGCUGCAUGGAAUCCUGGUAUGGGUUCCCUACAGCCUGGAGAAUUUGGUGUCUGGGGUGAAGGAGCAAAGAAUGAUGCUCUCCAAGAAGAGGCUGCACUGCCAGCAUUUGGGUCCCAUGAAAGAAAUAGGCAUGUAAAGGACAAGGCAGUGCAGACUAACUGCAAGAACUGGGCUGUUAUUAAAACAGAUGCCAAGAACUGUGGUUCCAGCAUCCAAGGCCAUAAGAUUCCUAGUGACAGGGACCUGGUUUCCCAAGGAGCCUCACAGCUCACAUCACUGGAGAUAAACAACUUUUCAACCAGCAUUAAGAAUGCCUGCCAAAAAUAUCAAGCCCAAAGUAUGUUUUUGUGUGACCCACGUGAACAUUUGGUGACUAAACAGAAAGAUGGGACUGAAGAAAUGCAGGGGAAAGACAAGAAGCAGCAGCCCAGGAAGGCCCACAGGGCCCACAGAGGCAGGCUCCUAGCCAGGAAGCAGAAACAAAUCCCAAACCAGACCUCUAAAUUCAAUUCCAAAUAUCAGAGUCCUCAGCCUGCAAUUUCUGUCCCACAAAGGCCCUUCCUGGGGCAGCAGGAACCCCAUGCUCAGCCUCUGCAUCUGCAGUAUCCCAGGAGCCCCAGAAAACCAGUCUUCCCUGUUCUGGGAGGAACAAUCAUGCCCAAUAAGACAGCAAGGGCAGUGCAGGGAAGACUCUUGCAGUUCAGCAGAUGCUCUUCCCAAGACAACAGGCUACUUUCCAGCAGUUCUCAGGGGGACCACCAGAUGAGCUGGUUCAGUGACCUCAAUCUUGGAUGUUCAGAGACCCCUCUAUGCAAGGAGGCAGGAAAGAAUUUGCUCUAUGACCUGGGUUUUGAUAGCAGUGAUGAUGAUGGCUUCUGACCAGCCCACAGUUAAUUUAUUGGUCUCAGCUAGAAAGACAAAUUGCAGGACAUUUGGGCUGGCCAAGAGCAGAAAGUCCCUGAAGCCUGCCAAAUACCCUAGGGUCAGAGGCCCUGCUGAGGUGGGGUCAAUGGGCACGAGGGGAGGGAAGGUCCAGCACUCUGGGUACCAGGUGCUGCCCAUGACAAGGAUUAAGUGCAUCCUUAUUUGUUGGAAGGAAAUGUGAAAAUGGUGGUGAUGAGAGCUGAGGCAGCAGCCUGGUUGUGGUGCAUCUGGAGCCCCUGGGUGCCUGUACUUGGCGAAAGGCGGGCAGGCCUCCUUAUGGAAUACUGUGUAGCAGAAGGGCUCUCAUAAAACUUGCUGUGGCAGCAUGACUCCAAACAACACUUUUGGGUCUUUAAAAUAUUCCCUACACAUGACCAAUACAUUUUCAGGCCUCAGGAUUUUUUUCUUUCUUAUUUUUAGCCACUCAUGCUGUCAGAGUGUUUGCAUUUUUUGAUCAGUAGACAUAUUACAGGACACCCUAAAUCUUCUUGUGAACAGAGAAAAUGAUAAGCCUGACAGUGAAAGAGGUGACAUGCACUAGCAAAUGUCCAGAGCAUCACUGCCCACAAGCCAUUUUUCUUCCUGGCUGCUUUUUCCCUUGUCCUGUUUUUCAAGCACUUUCUUAAAACUAAUAAUAUUGUAGACCUUGUAUUAUUUCUGAAGAGCAGUGGGCUUAUAUGGGACUUUGGCUUUCCAUUUAUAUCUUGCUGAAGUUUUUUGAAUUUUUGCAACACAUAUGUAUUUUUUGUUAUCAGAAAUAAAACAUUU